Messenger RNA from Harpegnathos saltator (Jerdon's jumping ant), 1634 nucleotides. RefSeq lists its product as uncharacterized. The record is from RefSeq and is a predicted model, not a curated record. Bases 293 to 829 code for a protein of 178 amino acids. The transcript is spliced from 6 exons. NCBI's taxonomy places the organism in Eukaryota, Metazoa, Arthropoda, Insecta, Hymenoptera, Formicidae.
GAGGACGCGGCGAGACACGGCGGCGGUUUCUUGGAAGAAACUACGAGUGUUCGACAAAGGCUGUAAAACGGGUGCGAACGAGGGAGUCGAGUGUGAUCCGGGAACCGGUGGGAUUCAAACACGAAACCUGGGUCAAGGAUCGAGGAAAACCGAAUAUCGAAACGAUGUGAGAGGAAUAUAUGGACGGACACCAAACGGAUUGGGCAGAUUCGGCGAAAUCACGAACACGUGGCGAGACGUAAAGCGGGCGUUGAGCCUGCUGUGCGUAAAGAAAUUUUCCGGCAGCGCGACAAUGCUGGAGGCGCCGCCCGGGAGUCGCGAAGACCUCGUCGAGGCGGCAAGAACUCCGUGUACACCUACCGAUCUGGACACGAUGCUGUACGGAUACACGAACAGCAUAUACGUGCUGGACCACACGCCUGAGUCGUUGCCGGAUAUGGACAUGCUGCAACUGUUCGCGUCUCCGGCGGGUCGAGCGCUGCUCACUAACGACAAUCGGCCGCGAGGAUCAACGUCGACCUCCUCCUUGUCUCGAGAGUUCUCGUCGAGGCUGAAGAGCGGCAGGAGACCAUCGGGUACCGGCACAGUCAGCGCACCUACGUCGCCGCCAAGACGGCGGAAGUCGAGCGCCGAGCUCUAUAAGGAGGCCGUCGAGAUCCUCGGCCUAACUUGCUCACUGACCGAUAGCUGCCGGUGCAUCGAUUGCCAGAGCAACUACUUCGACUGCGACGACGAUUGCGCCGACGCCGGUACGGAAUUGGCUGCGGGCACUCCUAUUUUAUUGGACCACGCUCUGUCGCAUCAUCUGACUGUAUGUUCCAUACAGUAGCAGGCGACUGGCAAGACUACGAAGAGAUCGGCCCUCGGUUAACCCGCUCUGCCACAUCUACCGAAAGAGGAUGGCGACGUCGCCGGCAUGUCGACAUCCCUCAAGAAAAUACGCAACGCUCGCGUUCGGGACGGGGAUCCGCGACUGACUAGAAGCAACCAGCGCGGCAACGACAUUAUGCAGCGAUCGAAUAUGUAACUCGGGAAUGUCGAGUCGUUCGUUUUGUGUUUCGCCCAGAAACGCCGCCCGCGCGCAGAACUCACGCAAAUAUUUUCUCCCGCUAAAUCGUCGUCCGCCUGACAGUUCGCGCGAUCGACCGAUUAUCAGCCCGACGGACUUCCCCGUCGGGGGGAAAAGAGAGAGAAAAUCGGAGAAUCGCACUUCACGGACAACGUAAAUUUCUGUUCGAACGCAUUCCCGUACGCGUCUCAUCGAGUGCACUCCAUCGGAUAUGUUUUAUAAUCCUUUCGGGACAUAAUACACGCACGUCGUCGGAUUUGUAAUACGAAAGGUGACGGAACAACGGAAUAAUCACUCGCGGCAAUGUUCUGUGUUACUUGCUUUCAGCGGUGCAACGACUCGCACACUUUUGUCGUAUCGUCGAAAACUCGAGGCCUCGGAAAGUUGCGUUCAGAAAAGCGACGGAAAAGCACGGCUCAAAAAUCGGCGGACAAAUUGAACAAUGCUAAAUAGCGCCAAAUUUACCAGAUAGGAGAUUCUAAUUAAUAAUUAGCGCCUGCGCCGCGUUCGCCGCCGCUCUCCGACAUUCAUCGGAUAAACGUAUCGUAUUGUUUAAUCGGAUUGC